Hyposmocoma kahamanoa is the source of this 3221-nucleotide messenger RNA. RefSeq lists its product as uncharacterized. The coding region runs from base 165 to 2897 and encodes 910 amino acids. The transcript is spliced from 2 exons. NCBI's taxonomy places the organism in Eukaryota, Metazoa, Arthropoda, Insecta, Lepidoptera, Cosmopterigidae. The record is from RefSeq and is a predicted model, not a curated record.
ACAUUCCAAAACUGACUGCACAAGACUCCGAAGGCGUUCCAAAUCUCACCGCGAUCCAAGCAAGACCAAGAUCAAGAAGCUCAAUUCACAACCAGGCGUUUUUCUCAUAAUCCGCCCCCACAUUUUCUGGUCCUUCAGCAGCCGGAUUACAUCAAGAAAGAACAAUGCCAGUUACCAGAAGCGCAAAAUCAUACCCCGUGAAUACCCAAGAAUCUUCGUCCACUGCUCCAACCUGUUCGACGGGCACCGACACGAUCACGGGGACCGAAAAGACCGCUACAACUUCAGAACACACGCGCUCCACGUACGCCACACGUACAACCGGUGCAACUGUGGAAACCGACGCGACGAUCAGACAAAUCGACGCUGCGCCGACUGCCACCUCGCCAGUCUCCCAACUAGUAGAGAGACCCGAAGCCGGCGCCACUACAAGCGAAGCACCACGGAGAAUAUGCUCUCCUAAAUCUGUUCGAUCUUUUCGAUCCGGUUCUUCGAACAGUCGUCGUAAGAAGCUAGCGGAAGCGCAACAAGAAUUAUUGAAGCUGAAAAUCGAUUUAUUAUCUGCAAAGAUCGCGGCAAUGGAAGAGGAAUCGGACGAAGACGAUCCAGAGGAAGCCACGAUCCGCGAGGAACGCACAUCGGAGUGGAUUCGCACAAGCACUAUUGGGUUGAGAAGAGAAGAGCAGGAAGACUACACUGCCGCCACACGUACGAAGGAAGAUAUAUUGAAGGGAAGACCUGCCGAAUCACAGGCGCCGCCGCCGACGCGCGACGUCAUUCGACAGGAAAAAAUCUCCACGUACGCGGCACCUGCAACAGCUGGGACCAGGUGCCCCCCCACCAACUACGCGGGGGGAACGCCCCCCUCUACAUACGUCACGCACACAAGUGAGAGACAACAGCCGCAAUACUAUCGUAACAACGACGGCCACCUGGAACAUAAGCCGCCGAGCGACAUAUGUUACGAAAAGUUAGCAACGGCGAUCACUACUGCGGCACGAGCGAUUCAACCCACUACUGCAAGACUUCAAGAAUUACCCAUAUUCAACGGUUCGUCAAGCGACUGGCUGCCGUUCAAGACAGCCUAUGAGGAAUCUGCAGGACUGCUUACAGAACAAGAGAACCUGGCGAGGCUCCGGAGGAGCUUGAAAGGCACCGCUAGGGAAGCAGCUCAAUGUUUAUUCGUCGGAGCCACGUCCUCCAACGAAGUAAUGAGCUUACUGACAUCAAGGUUCGGUCGUUCGGACGCGCUCGCACUGGCCGAACUGAGUAAGCUACGCACCCUUCCACGUCUGGGCGAACAUCCGAGAGACAUCUGCAACUUCGCAUCGAAGAUCAUCAACGUCACGGCCACAUUGAAGGCGCUAAACAGACCGCAUUAUCUACACAAUGCCGAGAUAGUACGCGCCGUGGUUGAGAAGCUGCCUUCAGCAUUGCGCUAUCGAUACUAUGACUUUGCUGCGGAACAGCCAGAAUACCAACCUGACCUAGUAACACUGACCGAGUUCAUGCAACGCACAGCUGCACGUUGUGGGAGCUACGCGCCCGUCGAGAACACACCUGUGGAAGACCGGCGGGAGCCAGCAGGCAGGAGACCCAUGAAGAGCUACCACACUCAAAUAGCGAAGCCAGCCGAGCAUGAACAAGUUACUACGUGUCCUAUUUGUGACAAGACGGGUCAUCAUGCGGCGCAAUGCGACGAAAUGAAGACAGCAGAUGUAGCCGCCAGGUGGGACAUAGCACGCAAACACAGGCUAUGUUUCCGCUGUUUACGAACACGCAAAUUUCGCCAUACGUGUAAGAACAAGAGGUGCGGCAUCGACGGUUGCGAGUACAUGCAUCAUUCACUGCUGCAUGGCACUCCACCCUCAUCAAAGGAGAAGAAAGAAGCUCCUGCAUCAUUUGUUGUGGCAUCAGCAAAAGACAGAAGCAACACCACCGCGCUACUGAAGGUACUCCCUGUGCAAGUGAGGGGCCCCAAGGGUACGUGCAACGCACUCGCACUACUGGACGACGGGUCAACGUGCAGCCUGAUUGAGGCGGCGCUAGCAAGAAGGAUCGGCUCAGCGGGUACACCAGCACCCUUUUACAUUGAGGGUGUAGCCGGCACGCGAAUCAACGUUGGCGAAUCGCAACAAGUACGCAUUUCUCUGCGCGGGCGCGACACGAAUGAGCAUACAAUAACAGCCCGCACCAUGAACAACUUGAAGCUAUCGCCGCAAGCAGUGCCACGUAACGUCAUACGAGCUUGCCCCCACCUGCACGACUUAGAAGAGCAUCUCAUCUACGAAGAGGGAUCACCUACGAUACUGCUGGGUCAAGACAACUGGCAUCUUUUACUCACACAUGCCGUGCGACAAGGGGACCGACACCAACCGAUCGCAACACUCACCGAUUUAGGUUGGGUUCUACACGGCACUAAGAGAUCGAGUGAAAGAGUCAACACCCACAAAGUACUCCACGCUGUCGCCCCUGAUGAUGAAGAGUCCAUGGAGCAGAUGAUGAGGGAACACUUCAGCCUCGAGUCAUUGGCUGUCACACCGAGACGCAGCCACAACGACGACGAGCGACGAGCACUGCAACAACUAGAAGAUAAAACCCGCCGUUUACCGGCGGGAGGCUUUGAAACCGGUCUUCUAUGGCGUAACGAGCACGUUCAUCCACCUGACAGCUACGACGUGGCGUUAAGAAGAUUGGAACUAGUUGAAAAGAAACUCGACCGCGACGAGGUACUGAAAAAGAGAUACGAAAAACAGUUACAAACACUGUUCGACAACGACUACGCACUACGAUGUCCAUAUUUGAUCCAUUGGGCAUCGCCACUCCAGUCACCAUACAAGCGAAGCGCAUCAUACAAGACACGUGGCGCUCAGGCAUCGAUUGGGACACCCCGUUAGAAGCGCCCGAAGCGGACGCCUGGAGCAGAUGGCUGGAAGAUGUACGACGACUCGCCAAGAUAAAAGUACCGCGCUGCUAUAUGAAACUUAGUCACGCGCGCGGCAUCCAGUUACACACAUUCGUGGACGCAAGUUCAACGGCAUACGCGGCCGUCACCUAUUGGCGUGUAAAAGACGAAGAUGGCAACAUACACGUCUCACUCAUCAUCGGCAAGGGGAAAGUAGCUCCGUUGAAGGUGAUCUCCAUACCACGACUAGAGCUGCAAGCUGCCGUGCUGGGUUGCCGUCUUACACAGACCGUCGUCGACGAGCAUCAAUUUAAAC